AUGCAGCGAAUCUGGCUGUCUUUACUGUCCGGCCUCUGCCUCCACCUCGCUUUCUUCAGCACCGCCGAGCAAGGUCUGGAGUUCCCCAACUUCGACGGGAAGGACAGGGUGCUGGACAUCAAUGAGCGCAACUACAAGAAGGCCCUGAAGAGAUACGACAUGCUGUGCCUGUUCUACCACGAACCGCUGCCGGCCAAUAAGGGCCUGCAGAAGCGGUUUCAGAUGACCGAGCUGGUGCUGGAGUUGACAGCUCAGGUCCUAGAGGAUAAAGACAUCGGCUUUGGAAUGGUGGACUCACAGAAGGAUGCCAAAGUGGCCAAAAAACUGGGUCUGGAGGAAGUUGGGAGUGUAUAUGUCUUCAAGGACGACCGUGUCAUCGAGUUUGACGGGGAGCUGUCCGCUGACACCCUGGUGGAGUUUCUUUUGGAUGUGCUGGAGGACCCAGUGGAGCUCAUCAGCAACGCCAUGGAGCUGCGGGCCUUCGAACGGAUGGAGGAGGACAUCCGCCUCAUUGGCUACUUCAGGGGAGAGGAUUCAUAUUACAAAGCUUUUCAGGAAGCCUCCGAACGUUUUCAGCCCUACAUCAAAUUCUUUGCCACAUUUGAUAAAGCUGUAGCGAAGCAGCUCUCGCUGAAGAUGAAUGAGGUGAAUUUCUACGAGCCCUUCAUGGAGGAGCCGGCCAUCCUCCCCGGCAGGCCCCUCUCGGAGAUGGACAUCGUCGACUUCGUCCACCAACACAGGAGGGCUACGCUGAGGAAGCUGCGGGCCGAGAACAUGUUUGAGACCUGGGAGGACGACAUGGACGGUAUACACAUAGUUGCCUUCGCAGAGGAGGAGGACCCAGAUGGCUACGAGUUUCUGGAGAUCCUGAAGGAUGUGGCCAGAGACAACACCAACAACCCGGAGCUCAGCAUAGUCUGGAUCGACCCCGAUGACUUCCCCCUGCUGACCACAUACUGGGAGAAAACCUUCAAGCUGGACCUGUUCAGACCUCAGAUCGGAGUGGUCAACGUCACCGAUGCGGACAGCGUCUGGCUCGACAUGUCGAACGACGAGGACCUGCCCACGGCGGAGGAGCUAGAGGACUGGAUCGAGGACGUCCUGUCCGGCAAGGUGAACACGGAGGACGAUGAUGAGUAUGCCGACGAGCGGGACGACCCCGACGACCCCAUAGUGGAUGACAGCUACGACCACCAUGACGAAGACGAAGACGCCGAUGACUAG
Molecule: messenger RNA, 1224 nt
Organism: Lampris incognitus (smalleye Pacific opah)
Lineage: Eukaryota; Metazoa; Chordata; Actinopteri; Lampriformes; Lampridae
Product: calsequestrin-2-like
Exons: 11
Coding region: 1-1224 (407 amino acids)
Biological process (GO): regulation of cardiac muscle contraction by regulation of the release of sequestered calcium ion
Cellular component (GO): sarcoplasmic reticulum lumen
Molecular function (GO): calcium ion binding
Source: RefSeq, a predicted model, not a curated record